AUGGAUAAGUUCGUGGAGCCAGACAACCGCUUUGACCACAUACACGUGGAUAUCAUCAAGCUGCCUCUGGUAAGAGAACACCAGUACUGCCUGACAGUAAUAGAUCGAUUCUCCAGGUGGCCUUUGGCAGUACCGCUGAAGGAUAUGAGAGCGGAUACAGUGGCUAAAGCAUUGGUGGAGCACUGGGUCUGUCUUUACGGCACCCCUCUCAGAAUCACCUCGGACCAGGGAACUCAGUUCGAGUCAUCUGUAUUUACAUCGCUGGCGCAGUUACUGGGAGCCAAACACAUCCACACGGCGCCCUACCAUCCACAGUCGAACGGUUUGGUGGAGAGAUUCCAUCGGACUUUGAAAGCAGCUUUAAUGUGUGGUGCCCCCACUCCGUGGAUUGAUCUUCUGCCGGUGGUUCUGCUCGGCUUGCGCGCUGCCUACAAGGAUGACAUCCAGGCAUCCCCUGCCGAGAUGUUGUACGGGACAUCGCUGAGAAUUCCGGGGGAAUUCUUCGUUACAACGAGCAACCCAGCUGACUCCACCACCUUUGCAGGGAAGCUGCGUUCCUUGUUUCAGGUCAUCAAACCUGUACCAGCCUCCAGACAUUCACAAAGGAACCCGUUCGCGUUCAGGGACCUAUGCUCCUGCUCGCACGUGUUCAGGAGGGUUGACACAGUCAAGAAGCCACUGGAGCCACCCUACACGGGACCCCACAAGGUCAUGGGCAGACCGAAUGAUAAGACCUACAUCAUCCUCAUCGAUGGAACUGAGAGGGCAGUCUCUGCGGACGCACUGAAGCCGGCGUACCUUGAGAUGAACGACUCUGCAGCGGAGCCGCCAAUCGCCAACCCACUACAACCGCCUGCCUCCGGCUUGUCCCAGCCGCCUGUGCCUAAGCCAGCUGACCCGCCGAUGCCAGUGCAUAAGAGAGUUUCGUUCUCCUCACCCCCUGGUGAGGUCACUGGGGGGGAAGUAGCUGUGGCACCUCAGCCUGUGCGACACACACACGUGCAAGGGCGCACGCAGAUGCAACCGCCGCCAAGCGUCAGCAGACGAAAACAGCAGCUACAGCCGCGCCAGGUGUUCGCGAUCGUUCCGUAG
This is a messenger RNA of Odontomachus brunneus, 1092 nucleotides long. RefSeq lists its product as uncharacterized. Gene Ontology annotation, molecular function: nucleic acid binding. The coding region runs from base 1 to 1092 and encodes 363 amino acids. The transcript has a single exon. Gene Ontology annotation, biological process: DNA integration. NCBI's taxonomy places the organism in Eukaryota, Metazoa, Arthropoda, Insecta, Hymenoptera, Formicidae. The record is from RefSeq and is a predicted model, not a curated record.